Messenger RNA from Ornithorhynchus anatinus (platypus), 6335 nucleotides. It is a transcript of the gene FAM168B, whose product is annotated as family with sequence similarity 168 member B. The record is from RefSeq and is a predicted model, not a curated record. The coding region runs from base 281 to 868 and encodes 195 amino acids. The transcript has 7 exons. Lineage: Eukaryota; Metazoa; Chordata; Mammalia; Monotremata; Ornithorhynchidae.
GCGCAGUAUCGGGGGAGCCGAGCGGGAGCCGAGCGGGAGCCGAGCGGGAGCCGAGCGCAGCCGAACGCAGCCGAGCGGAGCCUCGGCAUCGGCGGCGGCGGCGGCGGCGGCGGCGGAGGAGGAGGACCGCACAGGACCGCCCGGGACCAGCGCCGCCUUCCCCGCCCUCCCUCCUCCUCCUCCUCCUCCUCCUCCUCGUCGUCCUCCUUCCGCCCUCAAGCCUUCCUCCGCCCGAGGCCCCUGCGUUGGAGGCAGCGCCGAGCCCGCCGCUCCUGAAAUCAUGAAUCCUGUUUAUAGCCCUGGAUCUUCUGGGGUUCCUUAUGCAAACGCCAAAGGAAUUGGUUAUCCGGCUGGUUUCCCAAUGGGCUAUGCAGCGGCUGCUCCUGCCUACUCCCCUAAUAUGUACCCUGGAGCAAAUCCUACCUUCCAAACAGGUUACACACCAGGUACACCCUAUAAAGUGUCCUGUUCACCCACCAGUGGUGCGGUGCCACCUUAUUCGUCGUCACCCAACCCGUACCAGACUGCAGUGUAUCCGGUUCGAAGUGCCUAUCCACAGCAGAAUCCAUAUGCACAGCAAGGCACUUACUACACACAGCCUUUAUAUGCAGCACCACCUCACGUAAUUCAUCACACCACAGUUGUGCAGCCAAAUGGCAUGCCCGCAACUAUGUACCCGGCUCCAAUUCCUCCACCAAGAGGAAAUGGGGUCACCAUGGGAAUGGUUGCUGGGACCACCAUGGCAAUGUCAGCAGGUACUUUGUUGACUACUCACUCCCCUACUCCAGUAGCCCCUCAUCCAGUUACCAUGCCCACAUAUCGGGCUCCAGGAACACCAACCUAUAGCUAUGUGCCCCCCCAGUGGUGAUCAUCCUGGCAAUGUUUGAAGAUGGGAGAUAUGCAAUCAAGUAAUUGAGGUUUAACAGUUGGUGCUGAAGCCCCUCAUGCCUCCAACCAGGACUUUCUUUCUUCUGAAUGCUUUCAACACUUUGCUAAACACUACUAAAUUCAGAUCACUGAAGAAAUUCCAGUGCUGCAUAUCUUACAUCUUGGAACUCCAUUAGUUAGUCUUAAAGCAAAUCCUGUUUUGUGGACUGUCUUGCAAUUUUUUAGCUAACUAUAAUGAUAAAAAAGGGAGUAUAAAUUUAUUCUGAUCCAUAUCUAGUUGAAUGCAUGUUUAAAAAAAAAAACCACACAGAAACAAAGCUUGCUCAAUCUACCUGCAGUGACUGAUGCAAAACCAUCAUAUGCAAAAUCCAAAGGAACUGAAAAGUAUUUUACAACUUGUAUCACUAAUGCACUGUUGUAAUGUAUGCAAAGUCUUAAAAGGUAGAAUCGUAAAAGUGAAAUUCUUUAUAGAACAUCAUAAUAUACAUUAGAUAAGUGCUUCAACCUUUUUGGGUUGAUGAAAGUUGCCGGUUUAGAAGGACAUGGGUUUUUAUUUCUAGGAGACGCAUUUCUUUCCAUUCGAAUUCAGUUAAUAUCAGUAGGAGUGACUCGCUGGAAAUCUGGCAGGGUUUAGAAAUCCUGCACGGAAUUAGUUUAACCACAUAUCCCUUUUCAGUUUAUUAUAUGGAGUCAGUGUUACAUGGACAUUCUUAAAGAUCCGAAUGAAGCAUUAGAUUGUGUGUCCAGUAGGACGGGGCAACGUGUGAACAAAGCAGCUUUUUUUGGAGAGGGGGGCUGCCUAAAUCUACAAUGCAAAUCUUUUAUCAGAAAUUCUGAGUGCGUAUUGUUUUCUCUCACCUUUUGAAAAAUCACACCCUGCACAAAAAUCAGUAUCUUCCAUGUGAUGGAGAGAAGCAUGAGGCUGCCACACAUGCUGUGUAGAAUCAAAUUCUGCUUUUUAUUCAGUUUAGGAAGUCAUUCCAUUUUUUUUUUCCUAGAGUGUUCCGGUCAGCUGAAAAUGUAUGUUCAGGUGGCUUAACUCGCUUUUAAAAUGAUAUAGUCACGGCUAGAGUUUUCCACAAAAGGGGGCAAGGGUUCAGCUAUGUUUUGAAGUUUAUAAGUUGAAGAAGAACAUUUAUGGGAAACAAAACAGUUUCCAUCACAUUUUCCUUCCUUGUCCUCACUUUUUGCGAACCUUGGGUUGGGUUAUUCAUACUGUAUAUGGUAGCAGGGCUGUCAUCGAACGGGAAUUCAGAAGACUAGGGAGCCUUUCCUGUGGUUGGCCAACUAACUGACCAUGUUGCGGACUGUUCAUUUGUUAUAGUUUCUUGAUCUAGUCUUUAUUACAAUAUUAUUUUACCUCAGGUGGCAUUUGGAAAGCAUGCACAUUAAGCCCAACUGCAGAUUAGUGUUUGAGCUUCUUCCAUUAUCCUUUCUUACAGCAGUAAUAAUUCAACUCCAGGCAAAUACUGUAAGAAAAUGGACUAGCUUUGGAGUUUAUUUGUGUGACUCAGUUAUAUUAUCGAAAGGAUUUUAAUAGAAAAAUCUGAAUAUUGUACAAAAAUAAUCAAGAUUUGUGUUUUGUUUUUUUGGAACUUGGCUGACUCGUUAUAAAUCUAAGGGAUUUCGGUGUUUUCAGAUGCAUUCUGACUGCCAUGCUUUGUGAGUAAAUGGUUGUAGAAUUGUGUUUCCUCUUAAGCGUUUACACAGAGGAAUAUCAGGCUGUAAAGUUUUAAUGGUAUAAUAUCUGCCCAGAAAUACUUUGGGACUAUCCAAUGCUUUGUUGGGGAGGGGGGCGGGCUGGGGGGAGGGGUGAAACUGCCCCUUUAAUGGACUUGGCAGCUAUUUCAGGGUAGCAUCAGUGCUGAUUUUUAUGCUGCCAUUCCAGUAUUCCGCCCUGAUGGGAGGUAUAUGCACCUGAAUAACCAUUUGAGAUUAGAGCCUUCAGUACUUUAUUUUUACAGUAAGCACUCUUCAUUUUUUUUUUUUUUACUUUCACAUUUUAUUUUAUAAACUUGAGGAAUAUUUUUUUUGCAUGGAUCACUGUAAACAGAAGACCCUUUAUUCAUAAUGCCCCUUAACAUAAUUAUAGUAUUUACUUAUAAGUACUUUAAAAUGUUUCAUGAGCACUUAAUGCAAUUUAGGGCUGGCCAUAUAUGAAUAUGGAGUAGAAAAUUACCCCUCGCAAAUAAUUCGAACCUGUACUACGUGCCCAAGUUUGUUCUGAUAAUUCCAUUUGUACAAUGGGGUUUGCAAUAUUGACUGGUCAGAUGCUCCAGGGCCUGAAGUGAAUGAUCCAGUAGUAGAAGAGACAAUUUUUCCAGUUUAGCGAUAAUCUAGUUUAGAAGAAGAAAUUCAUUGUCUUAGUAUAUGUUCUUAAUGAAGAAAGAAACUAGUUGUGAGGUGUGAAGUCAUUCUAAUUGGAAAGAAACUGUUCAGAAUGAGUCUUAAUCCUUGCUGUAUCCUUUCUUGUUACACAGGAAUGAGCAUGAAGCAUUGAAACCAUAGGAGCGAACUUUCAUACUACAGUGUUAGAUUAAUGUUUUCAAGAGAAAGAUAGCCUCUGUGUAGUGCAUCGCCAUAUCAGAUUCUUAAAUGUAACUCCUUUCAUCCAGUGAUACCGUUUUUUGCAGUUGCGUAUUAGUCCGUUUCUUGAAUGCUUUUGCUAAAUCCACUGUGGGACUCAUCCACAAGAGAGAAAUUUUUAUCCUUUUUUUUUUUUUUUUUUUUUGCAGUUCUUAAGGCACCAUCUAUUGUGUGAACCCUAGAUCACCUCACAUGUCAAGGAAUGUGUGCCUGGUAUUUGGAAGAUUUAGAACAGUAACUAAAGGCGCCGUGGCAAGAGAUGAAUUUAACAUAGUAAUGCCGCGCUAUUGAAAUUUAAAGCAAGAAGAAAUAUAACUGGGGUCAAAAUAGAACACUGGAAAGUGUUAAUUAAGUAGGGCAUACAUUAUAGAAGCAAGGAAGUCCUGAAAUUCCCCCUCCCUUUUACAUUACAUUCCCUAUUUAGAAUUCCUGUAAAAAAACAAGUAUAUAGCUGUACUGGGGUUUCCAGGGAAAUUGAAAACAGGCUCUUACAGUAGUGAUCAGGAUGUAACUGGUUCCUCUAAAUCUUUAGCCAUGUAAUAUGAUACUUUACAAAAUCUUCUCUUUACAUAACUUCUAACCUGAGCCUCGAGAUCUUUUGCUAGAUACGUGAGUUCUAUCAUUUUUGUUUCCAAGUGAAUCAUGUUUAGGAUCUGGAAUCAUUGUUGCUUGCUAAAAAAAAAUAAAAAUUGCUGAGUCUGAUUGUUAACUCUAGUAGCAGCAUGGUUUUCAAGCCAUUCUUUGGGAAAAAUAGCUAAUUAUUGAUAUUAGAAACUGACCAUGUGUCACGGGCAAGUUCAUCACUAACGAAGCAGUUGAAAAAUGUCUUUUUACAAACUUUUCAGAACCAAAAGGCUAGUUAGUGAGGUGAGCCAAAAACCUAAGAAUUAUUAUUCUGUGAACCCUUUUCAUGAGUGUCCUAUGCAAAUUUAGUGUUGAGAUGCAGUGAUGGAGAAGAGAUGAUCAUUUAGGGCUCACUGCUAGCACUCUGCCUUCCAGUCCCCAAUCCUUCCCCUCUUUUUGUGCCAGUCUCCUGCUGCCUCUCCCCCACCCCGUCGAGUACCCUUCACGUGGCACUGUGUUUCUGGCUUUUAUGAGUGAUGUCUCCUAAAGCAAUAUGGCAAGUGACUUUUCUUGUAUUUCACCAGUAGCGAGAGGAAAAUACAUUCAUAACUAAAUGAGACAAAUCGGAUUUAGCGGUUUUACUCUUGCAUAUUAUUUAUUUUAGUGCAAUUAUCUCUAUUGGGUGGCAAUAAAGAUGGCCUAUAAAUCAGUUUUAGGAUCAGCAUAGAAAAUAAAAUCCAAACUUCUAGAUUUGCAUAGGUGUUUUUGUAUCUGCAUAUAUAUAAAUAAAACAAGCAUUGGAAAUCAGUAUUACUUUGGCUUGGACUGCCCUUAGACUCGUUAGCUUGUUGCCGAAAUACUUAGCGCAGUGAUCCUAUGACGAGAGAGCAUACCACCUUAAUUAUCUCUAGGCCUUAGCUCAGCAGUGUAGAAGAUACCCCAGUUUGCGAGAUCCUGUGUUUAUAGAAAGGGAAAGAAAAAAUGAAGCACGCUUAACUCCAGAGGGAGAGAGCAACAAUGUCCUGAUUAUCUGUGGUUUAAUUUGCAGUCUGGUAGAUUAGAAUGUAGGAUGGGGCAAUAACAGGAGCUUUCUCUUUAUUGUUUCCUGAAAAAGGUUUGCAAGAAAAGUUGGGCUGACCUUGUGCUUUUUACAGAACACCAGAAACACUUCAUCCUGUGUGUGUUCUCCAAAUGUUUCUCAAAAAAAUACAUAUAUAUAUAUGUAUGUAUUUCCAACUGGGACAGCGUUUCUAUGCUAUUCAGUCUUCUGAAACACAGUUGGGUCUUUGCAUAUUUUAAAUGAAACAAUGAGGAAAGGAAGGUCAUUUGGAGGAUGUGGAGAAGAGAAAUACGAAGCCAUUGUAGGAUCUCUUUUUAUUCACCAGAGAAAAGAAAAUGGGUGACACAUCCUGCAUCAUUCCCACAAUCCAGUCUUUUUCUGAGAACUCCUCUUCCAAAUUGAGAUUUUCCUGCGAGGCUGUGUACCUUUUUCAUAUAGUUUUGAUCGACUGAUGGAAUGGAGUAGAGGAGAGGAAUUGCAAAAGAAGCCACUGGCAAACUUAGUAAGAUUAUGUAGGGGUCAUGCAGAAAGGGGAACCCGAUUGGCUACUAGAGAAAUGUUUGCUUGCUGUCGUUUGUGACUUUUGUACGCAUCAGCCUACCCCAAGAUGCCGAGUACCCAUUUGUGAUAAUCCGAUAUUCUAAAUCUUCAGCUUAUUGGAGAUGAAUUGAGGAAGUUAAUCUGAUUUGUAAUGUGGUAUGAUUUUGGUUCGAGCAGCAGGCAAACUGGGGAAAGUUCUUUAGCUGGCUCCUGUACAGACUUGUUUUUAAGUAGAAUGAAUUUUAGUGUUCUUUUUAUUGUAGUUCUAUUAUUGGCUGCCCUGAUGUAUAAAACAAGUGAUUGCAUGCAACAGAAGUACAAGAGAAAAGGCCCCAGUAAUAGUUCUCCAUGUUUGUUAUAAGUAGGCACAGGUUUCCUUUUUUAUGACUUUUUUUAAAAAAAACUGUUUUUCAAGCAGUUAUAUUGGUACUUUUUUUUUUAAGUUUAGGUCAAUGUUGUCUUCCAAAACGUUAAAAGCAUCACUCACUUCUGCAUUGAACUAUUGCAUCAACACAAAGGAGUGGAAAAUCCAUCCUGAGCCAGUUCAAUUAUGUGUAAAUUCAUACUUUUUUAUUUUUUAUGCAAUCCGAUGAGUAGAUGAGCUCAGAUUUAAAAUUCUUAAAAGCACGUUUAUUGUAACAAGAAUUGUUAUGUAUUAAUACUUCAGUUUUCAAUAAAGAUUGACUUGUGUUGCUUA